This is a messenger RNA of Amphibalanus amphitrite, 3964 nucleotides long. Its product is annotated as helicase POLQ-like. The transcript has 16 exons. NCBI's taxonomy places the organism in Eukaryota, Metazoa, Arthropoda, Thecostraca, Balanomorpha, Balanidae. Bases 179 to 3532 code for a protein of 1117 amino acids. The record is from RefSeq and is a predicted model, not a curated record. Gene Ontology annotation, molecular function: ATP binding; nucleic acid binding.
CCUGGAUCGGCAACUCCUCGAUGUUUGUGACCACCGCUAGGUGGCAGUGGUGUCGAGCGCUAAGGACGCGGGGGAGCGGGUGCUAUUCAAAACAAUGGUCGGCGUCGCGUCGUAGGAUCGUUUGCCUUGUUUUUUGAAAAGUUAAGCCCCUUUGGAGCAGAUUGGAAGGUUUCAGAAGAUGGAGGAAGAUGGCAAGGAUUUGUUAAAAAUGUCUUCGGUGGAAGAAAGUGCUCCAAAGCGUCGGCGAUCCACCUGCCCAACCAGUCCGGGAGCUGAGGCACUUCUGAACCUGGACAGCUCGCUGACAGACCUGUUCAACUUCUCUCCGGCGGCUGUCGCGUCCACCCCAGAGUCUGGGGCCCAGCAGCCGGUAGUAUCGGCGUCUCCCACAUCCAUCUGCAGUCCACCAGCCCAGACCGGUGCCGAACCCAGCGCUGCUGCACCGCUCACCUCGCCAGUGCUGUGUCGGAAGACGUCCUCGGUCUCGCGUCGGCGGCCAUGCCGGGUGAGGUCGACACCCAGCCCAGCCGGCCGCGGCACCGCCAGCCCGCCGCCGGCCGACUUCUCUCAGGAGCCGAGCCAGCUGACUCCUCGUCCGCGCUCCGUGCCGGCCAUUGAGCGGCUCCGGCGGCGUCUGGCUGCCUCCAGUCAGUCGCAGUGGGGCGCCGCCUCCCCGUCACUACCCCUCCCGUCCUACGGCGUCAGCCCGGCGCUGGUCUCACAGAUCAGUGGAGCCCCAUCCUCGUGUGAGGCGGAGAGCCAGCGGCGGCGGGCGGCGCUGGUUCGGGCCGCCGAGACGGAGCUGCCGCCGUGCUCCGCCGUGGGCCCGUUCCAUGGCCUUCCGUCGCUGGUGCAGACUCUGUUGGCCAAGCAGCGCGGCAUCACGGCGCUGUACGAGUGGCAGGAGGAGUGUCUGCGACUGCCGGCCGUGCUGAAGCGCGACAACCUCGUCUACAGCCUGCCGACCAGCGGCGGCAAGACGCUGGUGGCCGAGCUGCUCAUCCUGAAGGAGGUGCUCUGCCGACAUCGUGACGCUGUGCUCGUGCUGCCCUACGUGGCCAUCGUCCAGGAGAAGGUCCGAGCGCUAGCUCCCUUCGGCAUCGCUCUGGGUUUCCUGAUCGAGGAGUACGCGGGAAGUCGCGGGGCUUUCCCGCCCGUGAAACGCAGAAAACGCCGUGUGGUGUACGUGUGCACGAUCGAGAAGGCCAGCGGUCUGGUAAGCAGUCUACUGGAGGCCGACCGGAUCUCGGAGCUCGGUCUGGUCGUGGUCGACGAGGUCCAUAUGCUCGGAGAGUCGGGAGGACGCGGCGCCACCCUGGAGAUUCUCAUCACCAAACUGAAGGCGGCAGCGCCCGAGGCGCACCUAGUGGGUAUGAGCGCCACCAUUGGCAACAUGGACGACCUGGCCGCCUUCCUCGAGGCACAGGUGUACCAGGGCCAGUUUCGGCCCGUCCAGCUGCGCGAGCACGUGCUGCUCGACGGUCAGCUGCUGGAGGUGACCGGACCGGCGCCCAAGGCGCCCCCGCUCGACGCGGACGACUGGCGGGCGCUGCUAACGCCACGACGCACGCCGCUGUUCCAGUACACGGAGCAGCAGCGUCAGCGGGACCCGGACGGCGUAGGCGGCCUGGUCGCCGAGGUAGUCCCCGCAAACUCCUGUCUCGUCUUCUGCCCUACGCGCAAGAACUGCGAGGCCGUCGCUCGGCUCAUCUGCUUAGCGCUGAAGAGUGAGCUGAAGGAGCACGUGCUGGACAAGAAGAAAUCACUGUACGCCGCGCUGGUGACCGAGGGAGGCGGCACGGUGUGUCCUGUCCUCAGACAGACCCUGCCCUACGGCGUGGCGUACCACCACUCAGGUCUGACCACUGACGAGAGGAAGCUGCUGGAGGAGGCCUACCUGGAGGGUACCCUGUGCUGUCUCUGUUGCACCUCCACGUUAGCGGCCGGGGUGAACCUGCCGGCCAAACGGGUGGUGCUGCGGUCGCCGUACACGGGCUCAGCCUUCCUCAGCCGGGGCCGGUACAAGCAGAUGGUGGGACGGGCUGGCCGAGCGGGCAUCGAUGAUUCGGGAGAGUCGAUCCUCAUCGUUUCGCCCCGCGACGCGAAACUGGUGGGACAGCUGCUGACCGCUCCCAUGGAGCGGUGUGUUUCCACACUGCUGGAGCAGGACGGCCACGGCCUGAGGCGUCUGCUGCUGUCCGCCGUGGCUCUGGGUCUGGCCGACUCGCCGGCGGCGCUGGUCCGUCUGCUGGGCCGCACACUGCUGGCAAAACAGGCAGAGACGCUAAAGGUGGACCUCACCGCGCUCGUCACCGACACUGUGGCUGCGCUGAGGAGCGAGCGACUACUCCGGAUCAGUCGGAGGGACGGCGGCACGAACACGGCCAACCCUCAGCCAGUUGCUGCUCUGGAGACAGCCUCCGAACGUGAUGCCAACACUGACGCCGCCCGUGACUCCGCCCUUGACGCCGCCCGUGACGCCGAUCGUGACGCCGCCCGUGACUACGAUCCGGGCGAGAUCUCGGCGGAGGAGCUGGCCGCUGACGGGCGGGCCUGGUCGGAGACGUGGCAACUGAAGGUCAGCCGACUCGGCACGGCUGCCGUUAAAGGAAACGUGGACCUGCGACUGGCCGGUCGCCUGUACGCUGACCUGUCUCGAGCUCAGGCGGCUCUCGCUGUGAUCAACCAGCUGCACUUGCUGUACCUGGUGACGCCGUACGAUAUGAUGGACUUUAUCCAGCCGUGCGCCGUCACCUACCUGGAUAUGUACUCUGCUCUGAACGAGGAGGAGGCGGCCGUGGCCAGACUGAUUGGGGUCACGGAGGCGCAGAUUGUCCGCAUGAUGUCCGGCAAAAAGGCGUCCUCCAUGCCGGUGGCGCACCGUUUCUACCUAACUCUCGUCGUGUACGAGGCGCUUCGUGGCGGCUCCCUCUGGGACGCGGCCCACCGCUGUCAGCUGCAGCGAGGUCAGCUGCAGGCGCUGCUGCAGUCCACCGGCGCCUUCUCGGCGGCUGUGCUCCACUUCUGCCGCCAGCUGGACGAGCUGUGGCCGUUCGUACAGCUGCUGGAUGUGUUUAACAGGAAGCUGGCCACCGGAGCUGCCGCUGAGCUGGCCCAGCUGCUCGAACUGCCCGCCGUGAAACAGGGCCGGGCGCGGGCGCUGUACGCCGCUGGCUACCGGACCCUCGCCGACGUGGCCAACGCCGAUCCCGAGGCCCUGGUGCGGACCCUGGACCACCUGCCGCGCCGCGUCGCCCGGCAGAUCGUCGACUCGGCUAAGAUGCUGCUGUUGGAGAAGGCGGAGGCUCUCCAGGAGGAGGCCGAGUUUCUGUUGGACGGCAUCAAGUCAGCCCAGUUCCACUCUUCGCCCGGUCUGGGGGAGGUGCUGCUGAACUCUGCUCGAGUGGACCAGGCGACAGAGCCGCCCCGGGAGGUGGCCGACCCGGCGACCGGUCCUCCGCAGCAGGCGACAGGCGGGGCAAGGACAGACGCGCCGCCGGAGACCGCUGUCACCGAGACGGUCAGUAAGUGAGCGGGCUCCCGUGAUAGUUUACCUCGGAGAGGGCUGGGUCGGUGGUACAGCAGAGUCAGAGGCUAGCGUGUUACUAGUCUGCGCGGCGUAGCUCAGAUCGUUAACGGAGCUCAGCGGCCCACUCAGGCCUGUGUGAUGUGAUGGCUGUGUUAGUUUACAACCCUCGGUGUUUUCUCAUCCCAGAGUUUUUUUUUUCUGAACGCGGGGCCUUGACUGUGGUGUGUGAUGUAGUAUGAGUGUAAUGGUAGGGGGGGGGGAAGAUUUGUCCCUUUUUUGGACGAACUGGCAGACCCUCGCGUGCGAGCUUGACGGUGGCAAAUCGUCAGAUCUCAUCCAUUGCGAGUCAUUGUGUGAGUGUUUAUGGCCAUAUAUGUGUUCAGAUAAUUAUUAUACAGGACUGCCGGCUAAUGCAUGAUACAAAUUACAAACUGC